CUCAUCCUCACUCAGCUUGUCUCCGAGAAACAGGCUUCAAAAUGAGCGCAGACAACGGUUCCUCGGAGCAGCAGAGCUCGCGCAACGUGAUUGGCAUCUCCUUUGGCAACUCAUAUUCCAGCAUUGCCUACACCAACGCGGCAGAUGGAAAGGCAGAGGUUAUUGCUGAUCCCGAUGGAGACCGUCAAAUCCCCACUGCCAUCUCCUACGUUGCAGGCGAAGAAUUCGUUGGCGCACAGGCAAAGGCCCAAAUCGUGAGGAAUCCACGCAACACCGUUGCCUACUUCAGAGACUUCCUCGGAAAGUCCUUCAAGGAGAUCGACCCCACUGCGAAUCACUCCAGCGCACAUCCAAUCGAGCACGAUGGUGGAAAGAGCGUGGCAUUCCAGGUGCAAGAAAAGGAAGAGGGCGAGAAGAGCACAUUGAGCAUCAAUGAGGUCGCCACGAGGCACAUCAGGCGGCUGGCACAGUCUGCUGGUGACUACCUUGGAAAGGAGAUCAAUGCGGCUGUCAUCACAGUGCCUUCUGACUUCACAGACUCGCAAAAGGAGGCUUUGACAAGUGCUGCAAAGGAUGCCGGAAUUGAGGUUCUGCAGUUCAUUCCAGAACCUGUUGCUGCAAUUUUGGCCUACGAUGCGAAAAUUCACGCUUCCGGAGAGUCGCAGCCCGCACACCAGGAUAAGGUUGUGGUGGUGGCAGAUCUUGGAGGCACACGAUCGGACAUUGCAGUGGUUGCCAGCAGGAAUGGCAUCUACACUACUCUUGCAACUGCGCACGACUACGAAUUCGGAGGCGCCAGCCUCGACAAGGUCCUCAUCGAAUACGCCGCGAAAGAGUUUCUCAAGAAGAACAAGAACGCAAAGGACCCCCGCGAAAAUGAGCGCAGCUUGUCGAAGCUGACUCUCGAAGCUGAGGCUGUGAAGAAGGCGCUCAGCAUUGGACAAUCUGCCAACUUCUCUAUUGAGAGCUUGAUUGAUGGAAUCGAUUUCACACUCACAGUCAACCGCACACGAUUCGAGCUCCUUGGCAACAAGGUCUUCAGCUCCUUCACGCGUUUGGUACAGGGAGCCGUGCAAAAGGCCGACCUUGACGUUCUAGACGUCGACCAAAUCCUCCUCUCUGGUGGGACGUCGCAUGUGCCCAAGAUUGCCUCUAACCUGCAGAGCGCGUUCCCAGAGAGCACAUCGGUCAUCGCACCCAGCACCAGUCCUUCUGCCGUGAACCCAUCCGAACUGACAUCCCGAGGAGCGGCCAUCCAAGCCUCUUUGAUCUCCGAAUUCGAGCCAGCCGAUGUCAAGGAGAACACCGAAGCGGUCGUCACUGUGACACCGCACCUUCAGAAUGCCGUCGGUCUCGUCACAGCCGACAACCAAUUCUCAGUUAUUGUACCCGCAGACACGCCCGCUCCAGCACGGAGAACGGCACACAUCACCAUUCCCACGGGUGGAGACGUGCUUCUCAAGCUGGCCGAAGGUGUGCGCGAGAUCAAGGUCACGAAAGAGGAAAAGGCUGCCACGAACGGCAAGGACGAGGAUGACAGCGAGGAGGACUCGGAUGACGAGCCCGAAGAAGUGCGGGAGAAGGUUUGGAAAGCUGGAAAGCCGCUUGCCGAGUUUGCGAUCAAGGGUGUCAAGGCCAAGGGUGUUGUGGAAGUGCAGAUCAACGUGGCCGCAGAUCUGACGCUGACGAUUGUUGCCAAAGAGAAGGGAGGGAAAGGUGGCGUGAGAGGUGUAAUUGAGGCUGGAAAGGCCACGAGCAAUGGAUCCGCUUAGAUGGAGAGAGGAAGGCAAAGGUUGAAACAGGCGCAAAAAAGUGAGUGUCGGUGGCUCUGAUUGCAUACAAGCGUCUGAUAGUCCGCUAUGGCUCUGAUGAGGAUGCUACAUAUAGAGAUCGCAAAUGAAAGAUGUGUGAACGCU
This is a messenger RNA of Sphaerulina musiva SO2202, 1916 nucleotides long. RefSeq names its product HSP70-domain-containing protein. Gene Ontology annotation, cellular component: cytosol; nucleus. Gene Ontology annotation, molecular function: ATP binding; ATP-dependent protein folding chaperone. Lineage: Eukaryota; Fungi; Ascomycota; Dothideomycetes; Mycosphaerellales; Mycosphaerellaceae. The coding region runs from base 42 to 1772 and encodes 576 amino acids. Gene Ontology annotation, biological process: protein folding. The transcript is spliced from 2 exons. The record is from RefSeq and is a predicted model, not a curated record.